AUGAUUACUGGUCAGUGUCAUUUCAAGUCACUGUGCCCUAGUUAUCUCCCCGCUGAUCCUGGGAUCGAGGGUUGUUGUUUUGGUGACCGGUCGAGGACUGCUUGUCCCUCACCCUUUGUUGUUUCCCCCAUUCUUUCCGCUUCUUUGAUAGUACGGUGGCCAUGGCCGCCGAAUGUGUUGAGGAAGUUCGAGGUGACGGUGGUGGUACGUGCAAUCGAAGGGGUGGCGAUGGAUCAGAUGGGGACGGAGAUUUCGGGAGGUGCGGGAGUGAUGUCGGCGGAGGUGAGGUGGAAGGGGCCGAGGAUGAAGGCGCUGAGCUCGUUGAGGAGGAAGGUGAGGAGGAACUGCACAAGGGAGGAAGAGGUGAAAGGGGAGAAAGGGGGUGUGGAGUGGAACGAGGAAUUCGUGAGUGUGGUGGGGCUUACGGGGCAGAAGGAGAACGUGUUUUACCCGUGGGAGAUUGGGUUUGCCGUUUUCUAUGGAGUAAAGCAAGUGUUCAAGAACAAGUCAUCCAUUGUUGGAAUGACUUCUUUGAAUCUCGCUGAAUACGCUUCUUUGUCUGGAGAAGAGUUUGAGCUAAACCUGCCGUUGUCAAUACCAAAUGCUAAUCCUGAUUCGCCACCGAUACUUCAUUUGACUCUGAAAUUGCUGGAAUGUAGAAGCUGCCCUGAAUCACCAGAGAUUGUGCAGAGGCAUGUCGUUCCAGCUCCCUUGUCUCCUCCACCUGGAGAUGCUUCUUAUGAGAAAGAUGAAAGUUUGGCUCAGGAAGCUGGGUUGAGGAAAGGAAAGAUAUUUACAGAGCCUAUUUCUGCUAGGAAGUCAAAAAAGACAUUCCGAGAAGAUGAAGGUAGCGAUGGAAGGUAUUCUGCUGGUAGCGAAGAUGCUGACUACAACUACCAAUUUGAUUCAGAUUCCAUGGAUGAUAAUCCUGAUGAAGAACUUGAAGAUAGAAAAGGUGAUUCUAUUAUAAGAAAGUCAUUCAGUUAUGGUUCACUUUCAAAUUCAAACUUUGUUGAUGGUGUCAUUUCUUGUGAGACAAAUUUUAAUGGAGAGUAUGAAGAUUGUGUCUAUCAUAAUCGCCGUCGAUCUGAUGUUGAUUAUUCGCCUGUUGAGGAGACGGCACCGUCCGUUACAGAGCAGCAAUUUAUUUCACAGUCCACUAAAAGAAGCAUACUUCCUUGGAGAACGAGGAAAUAUAAAUCUCCCAAGGCCAAAGGUGAGCCUUUGUUAAAGAAGGCUUAUCGAGAAGAGGGAGGAGAUGAUAUUGACUAUGACCGACGUCAAUUGACUUCCUCUGAUGAAUCUUUCUCUGGAAUGGGGCACAAGGCUGAUGAUGAUCAAUCAGUUCAUCAUUCAUUUGCAUCAGACUUUGGUGAUGACAAUUUUGCCGUGGGAAGCUGGGAGUCGAAAACUCUCAUAAGUCGUGACGGAAAACUUAAGCUCUCCACGAAGGUUUUCUUCGCCUCGAUUGAUCAGAGAAGCGAGCGAGUAUCCGGUCAGAGCGCGUGCACUGCUCUGGUUGCCAUCAUUGCGGACUGGUUCAACUCAAACCGCGACGUCAUGCCUAACAAAUCCCAAUUCGACGCACUAAUUCGAGAAGGCUCUCUGGAAUGGCGGAAACUGUGCGAGAACCAGACAUACAGAGAGCAGUUCCCCGACAAGCAUUUUGACCUCGAGACAAUCAUCCAAGCGAAGGUUCGUCCUCUGUCCGUCGUCCCCAACAAGUCCUUCGUUGGAUUCUUCCAUCCAGAAGGAUUUAAAGACAACAGAGGACUCGAGUUCCUGCACGGCGCCAUGUCCUUCGACGACAUAUGGGACGAAAUUAACUCGUCCGGGUCAUCCGAUUGCCUCUACAUAGUUAGCUGGAACGAUCAUUUCUUCGUCCUUAAGGUCGAGCACGAUGAAUAUUUCAUCAUAGAUACGCUCGGCGAGAGACUUCAUGAGGGAUGUGACCAGGCUUAUAUUCUGAAGUUCGAUCAAAGCACAGAAAUUAAAAGGAUUUCCAAUCAAAAGACUGCUGAUGCUGAUGCUGAUGCAGAUGCAGAAGCAGAAGAAAGCAAAGAGGAGGCCAUUGAUGAGGAGGACUUGAUUUGCAGGGGGAAGGAGUCCUGCAAGGAAUACAUCAAGAGCUUCCUGGCUGCUAUUCCUAUCAGGGAGCUUGAGGCUGAUAUCAAGAAGGGAUUCAUGGCUUCUGCUCCGCUUCACCGUCGCCUGCAGAUCGAGUUUCAUUACACCGAGGCAAGGAACGACAUAAUAAACCUGGCUAAGAUCUCGCCAUUACCUUUUUUUGAAUCGGCGAGCCAGAUUUCAGCAAUGCCUUCGUCAGCUCUGUUAGCUGUAUAGAGUAUCAUCAAUUAGCCUUUAGCCUGCGUUUCUAGGUUCUGCCAUUGUAAAUAAAAAAGAUGUAUUUAACUUUCUGUGGCCCUCCUUGACCAUCUGUAAUCUGCUGGAAGGAAUAAUAAUUGUCUGUGAUGUGGGUGGGGCUCCUAUUAAUGCCAAUGUUGUUAACAAAAGCUUAAUUAUAUGAAAUCAAAACUAUAUGGUUUA
This is a messenger RNA of Phalaenopsis equestris, 2547 nucleotides long. RefSeq lists its product as uncharacterized. The transcript has 5 exons. The record is from RefSeq and is a predicted model, not a curated record. NCBI's taxonomy places the organism in Eukaryota, Viridiplantae, Streptophyta, Magnoliopsida, Asparagales, Orchidaceae. The coding region runs from base 1 to 2343 and encodes 780 amino acids.